ACGCUUAAUAUAUUAAUAGCGGGUAUUACGAGGAUUAGUUUUGGCCUAAGUAAGGAAAUCGUCGCCCUAGGUAUAAUAAAAAUAGAGACGUACUUUAGAACGAUAACUUUCUAUAUUUUACCCGUUAAUACCCCAUUUCUCUUAUAUCUAAAAAAUAUAGAUCGACUAGGUAUUAUAUUUAAUAAUACGAGGAAUAGAACCUCUAGCGGCAAGCACUUCGAAAUAGUCGAACGAUAA
Molecule: messenger RNA, 237 nt
Organism: Colletotrichum lupini
Lineage: Eukaryota; Fungi; Ascomycota; Sordariomycetes; Glomerellales; Glomerellaceae
Exons: 1
Source: RefSeq, a predicted model, not a curated record